This is a messenger RNA of Helicoverpa armigera (cotton bollworm), 1242 nucleotides long. It is a transcript of the gene Sh3beta, whose product is annotated as SH3 domain-binding glutamic acid-rich protein homolog. The record is from RefSeq and is a predicted model, not a curated record. Bases 138 to 989 code for a protein of 283 amino acids. Gene Ontology annotation, cellular component: cytoplasm. The transcript is spliced from 4 exons. Lineage: Eukaryota; Metazoa; Arthropoda; Insecta; Lepidoptera; Noctuidae.
ACAUUCGAAACUGUCAUAUAGCCUAUAAUUAUUAUUAUUAAAACAGAUUGUCUAAUGGCCAAGCCUAUUUUUCUCGUGUAAUAUUUUGUAGCGAUUGUUAUUUAGCUUUGUUAUAGUUUGAAUCGAAAGUUUUCAACAUGGUUGUCAAAGUGUAUAUCAGUGGUAUUUCUGGAAACAAAGAGGUGAAAAAACGACAGCAACGUGUCUUGAUGAUUCUAGAUUCGAAAAACAUAAAAUAUGAUGUCAUUGACAUAACGGAACCAGGAAAGGAAUCUGAUAAAGAGUUCAUGCAAAACAACUCGAAAUCGAACGGCGGCACAGUGAGCGACCCCAACCCGCGGUCACCGCUGCCGCCCCAGAUCUUCAACGAUGACGAAUACUGCGGGGACUAUGAUCAAUUUGACCUUGCCAAUGAAGUGGACACCUUGGAAAUAUUCUUGAAGAUGGAAGCCCCGCCUGAAGAGCCCCCACAAACUGAAAGCGAGCAGGAAAAAACUGUCAAUGGUGAUGCUGAGGCUGAAACAAAGGAAUCUGAAGCAAGCAUAGAAGAUAAAGCUGAUACAACUGAGGCUGGUGAUGCUAAGGAAAAAACACCCGAAAAGGAAGGUAGUCCAGCGAAAGAGGCUUCACCAUCAAGAGAACAAGGUGAGAAAGCAUCUAAGGAGGGCACUCCAGCCAAGGACGAGGAGGAGGGUGAUGAAGGUGAAUCAAAAGAAAAGUCUCCAGAGAGACAAAAGUCUGUAGACAAAGAAGCCACAGAAGAGGAAAAAGCUCCAUCUCCUGAAAAGGAGGUAGAAGUUGAAGCCAAGAAAGCUUCAAAAGAAAGCUCCCCGGCAAAGGAAGAAGUUAACGAAAAUGGUACUGUUAGUUCUCGUGAGCACUCUCAAGAAAAAGAUGCUCCCUCUACUGAAACUGAGACUGCAGAAGUAAAGAAAGAUAACCCUUCAGAGGCUCUGAUCCAGAGCGAGCAAGUUGCUGCGGCUGAAUAAUGGACUGAACACUUACUUGCUUUUCAGCUCAAAUCAUGCCCUUCUAGCACUAAGCAAGCACUGUACAUUAAGUUCUGUUAUUUAUAAUGCAUCAUCAUCAUAACUUCUUUGAUAUAGUCAUUGUAUAUAAUGCAAAGAAGUAUUUGUUGAGUAUCAUGUUAUGUGGCGAUGUAUAGUUAUGUUUUCAUAUACAAUGUGGCCUAUUAUCGUAAAUCAUUAGAGUUAUAAUAAGAUUAUACAAAUUUUCUAUGAA